AGAUGGUGUGCAGUCCAGUGACAGUGAGGAUUGCUCCUCCUGACAGAAAAUUGACUCAUUCUCCAAUAACAGAGCAGUUACUCAGCUCAACACUGUCCUCACCAUCAAGUAAUGCUCCGGACCCAUGUGCAAAGGAGACUGUGCUGCCUGCCCUCAAAGAGAGGAAGAAAAGAACACUGGGGAAAGAAGAACAUAUACUCACUGAUGGCCAGGAAAAUAAAAGAAGGCGCCAUGAUAGCAGUGGGGGAAGACAUUCAGCAUUUGAGCCCUUGGUGGCCAGUGGAUUCCCUGCUUCUUUUGUGCCUAAGCCUGGGUCUCUGAAGAGAGCUCUCAGUUCCCAGAGCUCAGAUGACCACUUGAAUAAGCGAUCCCGCACCUCCUUUAUGAGCUCCAUGAUGAGCACAUACACAGGAGGCAUUCUUAGCUCCAGGAGCAAUGCCAUUACCAGUUCUUACAGGUCUACUCGAGGUAGUCAGCUAUGGCAGAGAAGUGGUCCACGUUCAUCACCCUUUUCCAGCCCAGCCUCAUCUCCCUCCCAGAUUCCAGAGAGGCCAGCAAAGAAAAUAAGAGAAGAGGAACUUUCCCAGCAUUCUAGUCCUUCAACUCCAUUAGUAACCGACAAGGAAUCCCAGGGAGAAAGGGUUGUAGAUACAACCACAAGGAAGAAACAGAACUUGAGGAAUUCCCCACCUACACCUGGCAGCUCUAGGCAAUGUAAACGGAAGUUUCAGCUGCUGCCCUCCAGGCGAGGGGACCAGCUGGCCUUGCCUCCACCUCCCCAGCUUGGUUAUUCAAUUACUGCCGAGGACCUAGACUUGGAAAAGAAGGCUUCAAUACGAUGGUUCAACGAGGUCUUGGCAGAUGAUUCAGCUGGAGUGGCACCUCCUGUGGCCCAUUCGCCUCCGAAGACACCCAGCCUUCUGGGCCCUCUUGGCUCUUUGCAGUCAGCGCCCCUUCCGGGCACCUCCGCAGACUCCAAACCCACAGUAUCUUUCUUGGGGCUGUCCCCUGCUUCUUCCAUACCAGUCACUGACACCACCAAGUCACCUCAGGCUGAGACAUCUGCCCCAUCCCAGGCCCUGUCUGCCCCAGCCCUCAGCCCCAAGCCAAGUCUUCUGUUUGGAAUGCUGAGCACUCCCCCUGCUAACCCUCCUGCCUCUGCAGCUCCUGCUGUGUCUUCAGCAUCUCCCAUGUUCAAGUCCAUUUUUGAGGCCCCACCUAAAAGUGAGAAUGAGGUCCCCCUGCUAUGUAGCCCUUGCAAGGUCACAACCACAGCAUCUUUUAGCUCUGCCCUUCCCACAACUACCAGCACCUCACCCAUCACUUUCAAAUCUGUUUUUGGCAGCAUGGGGCCACCUACAUCUGUGUCCUUGUCAACUCCCUUCUCCUUCAAUCAGACAACUACUGCAGCCACAACCACAAAUGCCCCGCUCUUCACUGGCCAGGCCAGUGCCACCUCAACAAUGGCUUCUGCGACCACAGCAGGCACCUCUGCCGACUCAGCUUCGAAGCCUACUUUUGGCUCUGGUGUGAGCAAUGUGACCAGCACCAUGAACAGCAUGACCAGCACCACUGCUUCCACCUCCCAACCUUUCCUCUUUGGGAAUCCCCUUGCCGCUGGUGUCAGCUUUACCCCAGCCAUAGGCUCCAUAUUUCAGUUUGGCAAGCUUUCUGCCAUUCCUACUUCAACCACGACGACAACCACCACCACCUUUGGCCAGUCCCUAUCCAGUGCCGUGCAGGCAGCCACCAAUAGCAGCACCGCUGGCUUCAGUGGUUCUGGCAGCACCCUUACAACCUCAGCCCCGGUCACCACCAGCCAGCCUAUCCUGACAUUCAGUAGCUCUACCACCCCAACAUUCAGCAUUCCCUUUGGCUCAAGCACCGAGGCCCCUCUCCCAUCAUAUCCGGGAGCUAACCCCCAGCCUUUUGCGGCUACUGAUGGGCAGCAACUGGAAGCUACCAAGCCAACACUUGUCCCCAGCUUUGGCAACUCUUUCACUUUUGGAAACUCUGCAGCCCCAGCCCCAACUGCAACUCCAGCACCAACCCCAACCCGGCCAGCCUUUGGCAACACUGCUCAGUCAGCUUUUGGUGGUUUGAAACCCACAGCCUCCACCUUUGGCACCCCUGCCAGCACCCAGGCAGCCUUUGGAGCUGCCUUCUCCUUUGGUGCAGCCACCACUUCAGGCUUUGGAGCUACAGCCCAGACCACCAGCAGCGGGACCAGUAGUUCAGUGUUUGGCAGCACAGCACCAUCGCCCUUCACAUUUGGGGUCUCAGCAGCCCCAGCUGGCAGUGGGGGUUUGGGGAUCAAUGUGGCUCCCCCAAGCACAAGCUCUACCUCUGGAGUGUUCAACUUUGGAGGAGGACAGAGUGGGACCCCUGACAACACCGCCCCCUUUGGGGGAGGCUUGAGUCAGAACACAUUGGGCACACCCAGCCACAGCACACCCUUUUCCUUCAAUGUGGCCAGCAUGCCCGAGAGCACCCCUGUGUUAAAAAGGCUAUAA
Molecule: messenger RNA, 2513 nt
Organism: Myotis myotis
Lineage: Eukaryota; Metazoa; Chordata; Mammalia; Chiroptera; Vespertilionidae
Product: nuclear envelope pore membrane protein POM 121C-like
Biological process (GO): protein import into nucleus; RNA export from nucleus
Cellular component (GO): nuclear pore
Molecular function (GO): structural constituent of nuclear pore
Source: RefSeq, a predicted model, not a curated record